Molecule: messenger RNA, 1233 nt
Organism: Neltuma alba
Lineage: Eukaryota; Viridiplantae; Streptophyta; Magnoliopsida; Fabales; Fabaceae
Product: outer envelope pore protein 16-3, chloroplastic/mitochondrial
Exons: 3
Coding region: 446-925 (159 amino acids)
Biological process (GO): protein insertion into mitochondrial inner membrane
Cellular component (GO): chloroplast; TIM22 mitochondrial import inner membrane insertion complex
Source: RefSeq, a predicted model, not a curated record
AGGGUUUUCAUCUUGAUCUUUGCUUAUUUGAUAGAUGUUUUAUCAGCGGCUUCAGAUCUGAUUACUGAUAAUUUGUUUAUAAUACGUACUUUUGAUUGCGAUUAUGCCUCGAUACAUCUACUAUACGUUUAUCUGUUUGGGCUUUUGUUAUCUUUCUUUUUUUGUGUCAAUGACUUGAUUAUUUCUGCCACUCAGAUUUUCGACGAUGCGAACAAGAUAAUACCAUCAUAAUUUCCUGCAGGAGAUGAUGUUAGUUUUAUUUUUUAUUUUUUUAAAAAAAGAUGGUGAUUACAAUUUACGAGAUUGAAAUUAGGCUAAAUGCAAACAUUCUAGAAAUGCAUGAUCAAUGAGGCAUGGAGACAUAAUAUAUGUUUGGAAAGUAUUGUGACUUCCUGCAUGGGGGGUUGAAUAUCUAGGAAGGCGUCUCCCUUUUGAAGAGAAAAUCAUGGACCCUGCAGAACGAAGGUACUUGGAGGAUGAGGAUACACCAACGAUGAAAACUUUGAAAGGUGCAACGACUGGUUUAGUUGCUGGUACCAUCUGGGGAACCAUAGUUGCAACUUGGUAUGAUGUUCCUCGUGUUGAGAGAAAUGUUGCUCUUCCGGGGUUGAUGCGAACUUUGAAGAUGAUGGGCAACUAUGGGAUGACAUUUGCUGCAAUAGGAGGAGUCUACAUAGGGGUAGAGCAAUUGGUGCAGCACUAUAGGGCAAAGAGGGACUUUAUUAAUGGGGCGGUCGGUGGUUUUGCUGCUGGGGCUACUAUUCUGGGUUACAGAGGUAGGAGCAUCUCAACCGCAAUUUCUGCGGGAACAGCAUUGGCAGUGACUUCAUCAAUUAUUGACAUUGGGGGUCAGACUACAAGAAUUGACAACGGGAAGGAGUACUAUCCUUACACCACCAAGAAAAGAUCGGAUGCUGAUUCAUGAAGAACUGGUCCAUAUGAAGACGUUUUAACUUGAUGAGAGGGGCGGAUCACUCGUGUUUUCCGAGUUGGGGUUACAUCCUCAGCCGUCUUUUGAUAUCUUUUCGGUUGUAAGUUGGUGCUCGUGAACUGGUUGAUUCCAAUAAAUGCUGUUUAAUGCAUCAUUCCGAAUUAGCCAAUGGUCGGGAUUCUUUUUAAGGAUGAGUGCCACUGAUCGACGAGGAAACUUCGCAGAGCUCGGCGAUGUAUGUUAAUUUUUCGCGUUGUUUUUUUUGAUGUGGAAUGAUCGCAAGAUACGUUCAGAUGAUCCCA